Messenger RNA from Paramuricea clavata, 2557 nucleotides. Lineage: Eukaryota; Metazoa; Cnidaria; Anthozoa; Malacalcyonacea; Plexauridae. The record is from the annotation of a GenBank genome assembly.
AUGCACUUUGGACAUUCGCUACUGGGACAAAUGCUGCUUAUACUUGGUGGAGACAUAGAAAUAAACCCUGGUGAUAGAGGACCUUCCUGUGGUAUAUGCUCAAAACCGGUAAGACAUACAGAAUUAAGCAUAUGCAAUGUUGCGAAUGUAAUGGGUUAUUUCACCUCAAGUGUUGUGAAAUUUCAAGCAAACACGAACAGCUUAUUAGUUCUCACCAUACUUGGCUUUGCCCUCAGUGUAACCAAUCAAAUUUUUGUCUGGGAUUCCCUAAGGCUACGGACAAUACUGUAUAUACGGCAAACAGAUACCACUUGCUUAACUUUUCUGGGGCCGUUGAGGCAAAUCCGUGUUUACAAACAACUAAUGGCACUUCGAAAAAUCAAAAUAGAAGCAAGAAACGCACUCAACCUAAACGGACUAAACAGACUAAAUUAACAUGCUUAUUGAUUAAUUGCCGAAGCCUUAAGAACAAAGUUAACGAACAUAAACCUGAUGUUGUUUUGGGGAACGAAUCUUGGCUUACACCAGAUAUUGCAAACUCUGAGAUAUUCCCGAACGAUUAUAAUGUCUUUAGAAAAGACAGACCCGAUGGUUAUGGGCGAGUCUUCCAGGCUAUUAAAAAGGACUUGAUAGUCACCCAACGAUUAGAACUUGACACAGAUUGGACACAAUGCCAGCUUGCAGACAAAAAGGCAAAAUCUAUUUUGUUCGGGUCGUUAUAUCGCCCAAAUGCACACGACAUAAAAAGCCUACAUGUACUCGACAAUUCUCUCUCAGCCCUAGGAGAUAAAUUACAUCGACACAACGUAGUAUUAGCUGGUGAUUUCAAUGCCCCCAACAUCUUAUGGGAAAACCAACAAAUCACAGGGAAUAUUUCUACCUCAGAGUUGCUGCUUGAAAUUGUCGACAAACACGACCUGUGUCAGCUUGUGAGGGAACCGACACGUAAACAGCUUCAAACACAAAAUAUUUUAGACCUCGUCUUAGCUAACAAUAGAAAUAAUAUUAGCGACAUCGAAGUAAUCCCCGGUAUAAGCGACCAUGAUAUUGUGCGUUUUUUAAUUAACUCUCGCUGUAGAAGGAAACCAAACGUUAAACGGAAAGUAUAUAUUCGAAAGAAAGCGGACUCAGAUCGUAUUAGGAAAGAGUUGCAAGCGUUACCGAAAACUUCGACAAAGCAUGUGAGGGAAAAUCCCUAAAUGAUAAAUGGGACGAGUUUGAAUUAACAAUGCGACAUAUAAUUGAUAAUUGUGUGCCGCACAAAACCACCAGUUCACGGCACAAUCUUCCAUGGUUCACGCGAUCCUUAAGACGUCAAACUCGUCGAAAACAAAGGCUAUACAACAAAGCAAAGAAGUCAGGAAAUGAAUCCCACUGGGCAAAGUUUAGAGAAUCCAAAUGAAAAGUACAUUCAGACUUGAAAGCUGCUAGGUAAAAUUAUGUUAGUAAUUUUCUUGGAGAGUCAAUAAAAGAAAGCCCCAAGAGAUUUUGGUCGUACGUUAAGAAAUUAAAUAAAGAUGAUGUCGGUAUAUCGGACUUUGAGAUUAAUGGAGAGUCCAUAAGUGAUAGAAAGCAUAAAUCAGAACUUUUAAGUGAACAUUUCUCGAGUGUUUUUACCCAUGAAAAUAUUAGUAAUAUGCCAAAAAUACCCGAAAAUUCAAAUCCUAGUAUUAAUCCCCCAAUUAUUUCUGCCCGAGGGGUUGUUGCCCAACUAUCUGUGUUAAAACCCGAUAAAGCACCUGGACCAGAUGAAAUUCCCUUGUGGUUUAUGAAGGAAUAUGCAAACAAAAUUGCCCCCACACUUACAAAGAUAUUCCAGGAGUCUAUAGACAUUGGUGUCGUACCAAAGAAAUGGAAAAAUGCAAAUGUCACGGCAAUUUUUAAGAAAGGCUCUAAAUCCGACCCUAAGAACUAUAGACCAAUUUCGUUGACCUGUAUCGCUAGCAAGGUGCUCUAGCAUAUUGUGCAUAGCCACAUAUAUUUCGACCGAUAUAACAUCUUAACUGAUUUACAGCAUGGUUUUAGGGCCAAAAGGUCGACUGUAACUCAAUUGAUUGGUACUAUCCACGAUAUUUCAAGUGCUAUUAACAAUGAUUCCACUGUACAUGCUGUCAUUCUGGACUUUGAAAAAGCGUUCGACAAAGUCCCACAUCAACGCCUGUUGAGAAAAUUACAAAGUUACGGAAUACAAGGGCCCCUGAAUAAUUGGCUUGAAUCAUUUCUCACGGAUCGUUAUCAGACAGUUGUUUGUGAAGGGGAAGCAGCCAAACCAACAUCGGUAACCUCGGGCGUCCCACAAGGAACUGUUUUGGGACCGUUAUUGUUCCUUUUGUACAUCAACGAUUUGCCAAAUGCACUGAAUUCUAGUGUUCGAUUGUUUGCAGACGACACGCUUUUGUACGGCCUAAUCUCGGGAAGCUCAAACAGUGAUGAAUUGCAGGAUGAUCUUAGCAAGUUGGAAACCUGGCAGGAGAAAUGGCAAAUGAAGUUCAAUCCAGGGAAAUGUAAAGUGUUAUGCAUAUCAAGACCCUCCGCAAAGGAAAUAUUCUUUCUGUAA